UUCACCUUUGCAGCACAGUGUGCCCGUAGGGGAAUCGCAGAAAUGGCAUCGCUGUUGAAACUUUCCACGGCCCUACAGCGCCAGACGUUGCUGACUGGAAGCCGCGCCGGAUCAUCGUAUGCGGCCGCUUUUCGCUCCGCACUGUCGAACGAACCCGCUACGGAGGUAACCACACUGGACAGCGGCUUGCGCGUAGCCAGUGAAUCCGUGCCAUCGCAGGUGGCCACCGUUGGACUGUUCAUCGAUGCCGGAGCUCGUUACGAGGACAAGAACAACAAUGGUGCUGCAAACUUCUUCGAACAUGUAGCGUUUAAGGGAACGACCAAACGAUCGCAAUCUGCGCUGGAGCAGGAGGUGGAAAACAUGGGGGCGCAACUGGAUGCGCACACCGGCCGUGAUCAUACUAGCUUCACCGCCCGCUGUCUCUCGAAGGACGUUCCAAAGCUUGUCGAGAUCCUGGCUGAUGUUGUACAAAACCCGAAACUCGACGAUGCGGAUGUGAAGCGCGCUCGUGAAUUGAUCCUGGGCGAGAUCGAGCAAGUGGAGAGCUGUGGAAUGCGCGAAGUCGUUUUCGAUCAUCUACACUCCACCGCUUUCCAAGGAACGUCGCUCAGUAACACUGUUUGGGGCCCGAGCAGCAACAUCCGCUCGAUCAAGGCCGGUGAUCUUAAAGGAUACGUCGAUACGCACUUCAAGGCACCACGUAUGGUGUUGGCCGCUGCCGGAGACGUUCGUCAGACCGACCUGGAAAAACUGGCCGAGAAGUACCUUUGCAAAGUGGAGUCAACGUUUGAUGGCAAGUCACCGCAACUGUCGGCGGUCCGUUUUACCGGAUCAGAAAUGCGCGUUCGCGAUGAUUCCCUGCCCCUGGCCCAUGUUGCGGUCGCAGUGGAAGGCUGCGGAGCGUCGAGUUCGGAUGUCCUUGCGCUUUCCGUGGCGAGCGCACUGAUUGGAACGUGGGACCGCACGUUCGGUGGUGGUGUUAACAACGCUUCGAAGCUUGCCGUCGCCUCCGCCCAUGACAAGUUGUGCCACAACUACGAAUCCUUCAACCUGAACUAUCGCGACACCGGCCUGUGGGGUAUUUACUUCCAGUGCGACCCGCUGCAGUGUGAGGAUAUGCUGUUCAAUGUGCAGAACGAAUGGAUGCGCCUGUGCACGAUGGUUACCGAGGGAGAGGUCGAGCGUGCAAAACGCCAGCUGAAGACGCGUCUGUUGGCCCAGCUGGAGGGACCCCAAGCGAUCUGCGAGGACAUCGGUCGCCAGGUGCUGCUGCUAGGUCGCCGUGAAGCACUGCACGAUCUGGAGCGACGUAUCGACAACGUAACGGCCGCAAAUGUGCGCGACGUGUCGAUGAAGUACAUUUUCGAUCGCUGCCCGGCCGUGGCCGCUGUUGGACCGGUGGAGAACCUGCCGGACUACAUGCGCAUUCGCUCGUCCAUGUCCUGGACCCGACUGUAAGCGAUUUAGCUGAAAGCGAUAUUGCAAUACAGCGUUAUCAUGUAGCAGUCAAAUAAAAUAUAUGUGUU
Anopheles nili is the source of this 1529-nucleotide messenger RNA. RefSeq names its product mitochondrial-processing peptidase subunit beta-like. The coding region runs from base 43 to 1461 and encodes 472 amino acids. Gene Ontology annotation, cellular component: mitochondrion. The transcript has a single exon. Lineage: Eukaryota; Metazoa; Arthropoda; Insecta; Diptera; Culicidae. Gene Ontology annotation, molecular function: metal ion binding; metalloendopeptidase activity. The record is from RefSeq and is a predicted model, not a curated record.